This is a messenger RNA of Monoraphidium neglectum, 2034 nucleotides long. RefSeq lists its product as hypothetical. The record is from RefSeq and is a predicted model, not a curated record. Bases 1 to 2034 code for a protein of 677 amino acids. The transcript is spliced from 6 exons. Lineage: Eukaryota; Viridiplantae; Chlorophyta; Chlorophyceae; Sphaeropleales; Selenastraceae.
AUGCGGUGGUCCUGGCUUGUCGUAGUAUUGGCGCUCGCGGUCGUUCGGCUGGGCCCAGCCCGAGAGCUGCCGUUCAACACGACUGACAUCAGCAGCAGCGGCGCAGACGUCGAGGACGGGUCCGGCGAGCUGUUACCCGCCGGUCGCGGCCUGCAUCAAACCUCGGACCAGUGCAACCUGGUGAUCGACGGCUGCGCCCGCUGCUACCAGCGGCGUGCGGGGACCACCACUCGCACCUACUGCAGCAAGGUGCUCGCCGGGGUACUACUGGUCUGCGGCCUGAUCACGCUCCAACCCGGCGCGACCUCGGCCACCGACUGCACCUCGCCACCCGGCUACUACUAUCAGCGGGGCAAGGCGCUGCCAUGCCCCCGGGGCACAUACAAGGAGUCAUCCGGCACCAACGCAAACUGCGACACGUGCCCAGAGGGCAUCACGACGCCAGGGGGCCAGGUGGCGAUGAGCAAUCGGACUGCCUGCAAAUGGGUCCUCCCAGGGUAUGCCCUGCAGCCCAACGCAGUUCUGGGCACCACCGCCGCGACCGCCUGCCCAGCCAACACGUACCGCGAGGGCGAGGGCCUGGUGGAAGACGCGUCCAUCGGCCUCAACUGCACCGCGUGCCCGGCCAACAUGGAGACCCUAGAUAUCGGCCAGAAAACCAAGGACGCCUGCUUUGCGCCCCCAGGCUACGGGUACAACUCGACAUCUGGGGACGCGUACAAGUGCCCAAAGGGCAGCUACAACCCUGGCUGGAACCGCCAGCCCUGCGUCCCAUGUGGGCUUGGUGACAUCACCAGCAACGACGAGGGCAGCACCAACCCCGACGACUGCAUCACGCGGGCCGGGUACGGCACCACCAAGGCCGACAACAAAACCCUGGUCACAUCCAUUUGCCCGGCCGGGUCGUUCGGCCGCAAUUCCGACACCUACGGCAUGGUGACCGUCGAGUGCACAAAAUGCCCGGACUUCUCGACAACAGACGGCCCCGGCAGCGUCAACUCGUCGCAGUGUUUGACCCUUGCAGGGUAUGGCUACGAGAACGGCGGCAUCGCGAUCUGCGACUACGGCAGCUGGAGCGCCGGCCACAGCCAAAACCCCUGCACGUAUUGUGGUGACGGGUACAACACCAGCGCCGACGGCGUCGCCGCCACCCAGGGCGCGACGAGCGGCAGCCAGUGCAUCGUUUCCGGGGGAUUCACGCCAAUGGCCGACGGCUCCGGCCUUAAACCCUGCCCGGCAGACACCUACAAAGCGCUGCUCGGCAACUCAAGCUGCGUCCAGUGCCCGGCCGGGACGAUCACCACCGUUAUGCAGGCCGCCGACGCGAUAUCGCACUGCGACGCCUGCCGGCCGGGGUUUGGCAGCGCCUCCAUCAACGCCUCCGCGCCCUCCUGCAGCAUCUGCGGGUCCGGCUACUACUCCCCAGGCCGCGUUGUUGGGGGCUCGCCGUGCCAGGCGUGCCCGCGGCCCGUCGGCUUCACAGGUCUCAUGGUGUCUCGCAAGGGCAUCUUCACUCCCGAGGACUGCGUCCCCGAAUUCCCGGGCGACAACUUGUCCCACCAAACCUGGAACUUCAUCGCAAUGGACGACUCCGCGCUCACCCUCACGCCCGCCGCUGCCGACGCGGUCGCGUGCCAAGCUGCGUGCGCCGCCAGCGCGGACUGCGCGUACUUUGUUUUCAAGGGCGUCAACUCACACUGCUUCCUGCGGGACACAGUGCCAUACAGCCUGGUCAACGUCAGCGACACCUCUAAGAGCUACAUUUUGUUAGAGGUGUCCGCCGGCCAUUAUGUGGCGUACGGCGCGCACGCCACCGACGCCACCUCACUUGGGCAGCCCCUCUCGGCGUACGCGACUCGCGAGGCGGCCACCGCUGCAUGCGACGGCAGCGCAGAGUGCGUGGGCCUCAAGUUCGUGCACACUGAGGGCUCAAACCCCUGGCACACAUUCAAAGGCACCAUUUGGGAGGAUGUGGUAGGGAAGGUGCGCGUGGUGGGCAGCAACAUCAACCCUUGGGUUCCUGACCCAGCCUAG